Molecule: messenger RNA, 5122 nt
Organism: Helicoverpa armigera (cotton bollworm)
Lineage: Eukaryota; Metazoa; Arthropoda; Insecta; Lepidoptera; Noctuidae
Product: inner centromere protein A
Exons: 21
Coding region: 100-2703 (867 amino acids)
Biological process (GO): mitotic cytokinesis; meiotic spindle midzone assembly; metaphase chromosome alignment
Cellular component (GO): chromosome passenger complex; meiotic spindle midzone; kinetochore
Source: RefSeq, a predicted model, not a curated record
CCCGUCUUUUCAAUUUCAAACGGUUUUCGAUCGUGUAGUGUUUUAUGGCGUUUGUCAAAUUAACUAAACUUUUCGAAAAGUGGAGUUUAUAUCACAGUUAUGUCUAUUUUUAACGAAUUGAUGACAAAAAUCAAUGCAAUAUCUGACGAUAUUGUAAAAAACUUUAAUAAUGACUUACAGGCCGCGUUCGAUUCUCUUGCUAAAUUCGAAGAGGAAUUUCAUAAUGGACGGAGAAAGGCGCGGGAGAAAGCAUCUAAAGAUAUUACCCCUAUGACGACCGUUCACGAGGAUGAAGACGAAUCAACAAAAUCAUUGGACACCGACAACACAAAACGCAGAUCCAGCACAAAAUCUACCACCGACCUCACAGCGGGACGUAGCUCCUCGGAAAGUAACCCAGAGAAGCCUCAACGAGCUUCUAAGAAACGCAGCAAACAUGAAGUGGACGACAUGUUGAGCCCCGAACAGGAUAAGAGACAGAAACGCAACGCUUCUGUUAAGGCACAGAGUAUUAUUAGUAAACAGGUGAACGUAAACUUAUCGGCAAAGCUCCGUCGAGAGGAUACAGAGAAGACAUCAAAAGGUCGACGGCGUAAAGAAGAUGACAAGGAAAACUCUGAACCGCUGCUCAAUAUACAAAUCAAACAAGAGAAGAUCUCACUACCACCAGAACCAAUGGAUGCAGAAACUUUGCCUCUUGAAGCUGAGAUAUUAGUUAAGAAGGAAGUUGAUGAUCUUGCUAUGCCUCCACCAGCCAUGCCUGUGCCCCGGCCACGUAAAGCAGCUGCCAAAGAGAAGGCGGAUGACAGCGCUGAGGAGUCUGCAGGCAAGAAGAGGAGCACUCGGAGCAGGAAGCAGACCAACGAUAAUGCAGCACCUCCCGUGGCAUCGACGCGGUCGACUCGCGCCAGCUCCCGCUCGACGCGACAGCUCGACGCCGACGACCUGCCGCCGCCCGACGCCCGCCCCAAGCGGACACGGGCUAAGAAGAAAGUAUCAGAGACGCCGGAACCAGAGAAAGUGGCCGCAGCACAAGAAAGUGCCCCAGCUUCACCGGCUGAAAAACCACGGCCCAAGAGAACAAGACGAGGACAGAAAGCUGCAGAAAAACAAGAAGAGAAACCAGAGGAAAAGCCUACAGAAAUCGCCCCACCACCCACAAUUUCACCAAAAGAAGAAAGACUAUCAAACCACGAUGUUUCUUCCCCUAUAUUACAAAAGGAAAUUACUAAGAAAGGCAAAAAGAACCCUAUCGUUGAGGUCACAAGGCUGAAUUUAGAUGAAACUGAUGCGGAAACUAUGAAAGUGGGAAAUAUAGGGGAUAUGGAUAAAACUGUUGUUAUACCAAAUGGUGUUUAUAGUCAUGCACCUCUUACGCCUAAGAAUGUGCGCAAUAUGAACGAAACUGUAGUGAUAGAAGCAGCGAGCAGAGAAACUAUGGUGAUAGAAAAGCCACAAAACGCUAUCAUGGAUGCUACCGUUGUACUUGAUAAAGACCCCAAACCAGUGAAUUUAACAGAUGAUAACUCGUUACUGACGGAUGACGACGACUCGCAGGAAAUUCACACGCCGCCCAAACAAGCGCCGCCGAUAAUACAGCCCACAUCUGCAGUAAAAGAGAAAGUGCAACAAUUCGAAGAAUUAGCUUCCAGAGUUACCAGGACGAAAACAAGAGCAAUGGCUAAAAAGGAGGAAGAACCAGAGACCCACACUCCCCCCGACAAGAUAGUGAAACCAGUACUAUCUGCUGAAACUCUCACCAAGAUGAACAGUAUGAUCUUCAAUGGGAAACCACCACAGAUAUCAAGUUCAGCCACGAAACCUAGAGCCAACAUAGUGACAUCGACCAAGACUAUGAUUCCGUCAUCCACGUCGAAGCUGAGCGGCAUCUCCCGCGCCGCGGAGGAGCUGAAGCGCGAGAGAGAGGAUGCAAGGAAGAAGAAGGAAGCCAUGCUGGAGGCUAAGAGGGAGUUGCAGAAGAAAAAACGCGAAGAGAAAAUGGCAGCGGCGGCUGCAGCUCGCGAGGCGGCCGAGCGCGAACGGCGCGCGGCGCUGGAGGCGGCCGCCAGGGAGCGGCAAGAGAAGCAGGCGCAUGCUGACCUGGGGAAACUCGAGAGACUCAAGGAGGUCGAACGGAAAAAGCAAGAGCUAGCACGUAAAGUGGCAGAAACAGAAGAGAGGAGACGGGCGGAGGAGCAGGCUCGACAGCAGAGACUGGCGGAGGAGCAGCGCCGAGCUGACGACGCCAGGAGGAAGCAGCUAGAGGAGGCCGCCGCAAUGAAGAAAGAAGCGGCGUUUAUGGCGAAAGAAAUAGAGAAGAGACAGAAGGAGUAUAUAGAGAAACAGAAAAUGAAAAGAAUGGAAGACAAAUCCCAUACCCCACUAAAGCUCGGCACAGCAGGUUGGCACGGUUCAGCGCUAUCUCCCGUAUACAUGGCGGACGGCUUCCAGUACCUCAACUCUGAUGAGGACGAGGAGCCCGCGGAGAGACCCAUUCCUGAGUGGAGUACGUCUAAAGCACGUAAAACCCAGCUAUCGAUCCAGAGCCUGGUGCAGCCCUCGCACGUGGACCGCCUGUUCAGCGUCCGCGUGCACAGCCCCGACCUGCGCGAUAUCUUCCCCAACAUCGAGCGAGCACGGCUCAAGAGGACGUCUUCUGCCGUGUGGCGUACGCCGGAGAGACUGCCUGCGCUAGCUGAGUGAUAGCAUAUCUAAAUGGCUGUGUGAAUAGUAUAUCCAUUGGCAGGCGUCGCGGCGUCUUGUACAUAGUGUAGCUGAUUACAAUACAUUAGUGUGCUCACUUGAGUGCGUUAGAGAACUAGUGUUGUACAACACGAAUUGUAUAUCGAUAUGUAUGUAUUGUCGACUUUUAGGGAGGUAUGUAAUGUUGGGGUCAGUUAAAAGUAGCAUAAAUAAAAAACUAGCUUGCGAAACCGGGUUUACCCGUGCCCCGAGGGAAAUAGUUCGCGCAUCUGGAUAAAAACUAGCCUUAGAACCCUCCUCGAUAAGUUGGCUAUCUAAAACGAAACAUUUUAAGAUUCUCACCACUAUCUAUUGAAUUGAGAAGACAGUAAUCUAUCGUUAUAGUUUUCUGCUGUUUCACCCGCGUCCCGUGGGAACUACUGCCUGUACCCAUAUAAAAUAUGGCCUAUGUUACUCGGGAAGAGUGUAGUGCCCCAACAGUGAAAGCAUUUUACAGAUCGCUUCAGUAGUUUCGGGGCCUUUUUUGGGUACAAACAAACAAAAAAAAAAUCCUCUUUAAUAUAUUAGUAGGUUAUUUUAAUAAUUGAACGAGACAAUACCUACACUAAUAUAGUAACGUUAAUAUAGAUCAAUAAUUAUAAUAUAUUAAGUUACUUGUUAUCCAAUGUUUAUCGUGUUUGAAUAUAUUUCUUAGUAUUUAGCCAUGUUUCUCUAAGAUCUGAGAUUUUUUGAGAAUUUGUCAGUUUUGUAGCAUUUUGCAUGCCAUGGUUAUGUUCAAUAAUUAUAAUUUUUAAUUAUGAGGAAAUAUUAUGUAAAUGAAGUAUUUGUUAUUGAGAAUAAUUCUGUGUAUUCUACUGAGAAAAGCACAUUGGAGAAUCUCUAUGUGCAAGGGCUAAUUAUAUGUAUAAUGAAUUAAUUAAACGUAACAUUUUUGCAAAACGAUAUACAUAUUUUGUUCCAACUCAAUGGAAUAUAAAGGUAAAGGGUCCGUUCAAACAGGUUCGGAGAGAAGAUCAAAUUCUUAACACGUUGAAAAUUGAGUACUUAGUAUUUAUAGUAAGGUUUAUUUUUAGAUGUGCACUUCUUUUGUCAUUGAGAUUGCUCGAAGGCGCUCGGUGUGAAAUAAGAGGAGCCGAGCGGCUCCGAUCGCGCAGCCUGAACAAUGCGCGCCGAUGCUCUCCGAGCCGGUCUGUUUGAACGGACCCUUAGUUUGCAUGUUGAUUGCACAAAAUCACAAAAAAGACCCCAUUUAUGUAGACGCUUAACUAAAUGUAAACAAUCUUGUUAGAACUUUUACACAAAUACAUAUUAAGCAAAUAAACUACUGCUUACAAUAAUUAUUCGCUUGAAUAAGUAAACUGUACUUUAAACUGACUUUUAGCCGCCGCAUUUUAAUUCUUUAAAAGUGAGUUUUUAAAUAAGAAGUCUUGACAAGAUUGUUUAUCUCUAGUAGAAAAAUGUUUCGAAUGGAGUAUGUUCUGUUGCAAGUUUUUUCUUGUAUUUAUGUCGGCUCUGGAGUAAGGAAAGAUGAGCGGGGAUGCCAUAAUGCAGGUAGAUCAGGCUCCUUCUUCUAGGUCAAAUACGUACGGUGGGCAUGACCAAAAUGAUCAGUUACGGGUGAGCUACCAAGGUGUUCGGGUUUUUGAGAAAACGAUUUUUAGUAUUCCUAAAAAUGGUCGGGAUCCAUAGAAGGCGUAUAAGGGCGGAGACAGUAACGUUCCUCGUCCCCCGAACAGCCACAUUUUGGCGCGCUUCUUUCUUAAGAGAUUUUCCAUUAUGGCAUCUCCGCUAGUCAUUUUGUUCUCCAUGGCUCUUACGAACACAAAUUCUUCAAUUUCAAUACACACAACAUUUAUAUUCUCAUAUAAAAUUAUUUAUUACUCUUUACAAACGCACCUUUAACAAAAGAUCUUAUUCCUGAAAAUGUAUUUAUUUAAUAUCUUAUAAUAAUGGCUAAUAUUAUGUGACCUCUAUUUUACGUUUAGCCUUGCGAUCAAGAUGAGAAUAGGAUUUAUCUUGUAUGGGGCAAAUAUUGUCAUACAGAUCUUGUCCAGCUUUACUUGUCCUAAGAUAGCUACUUGUGAUUUCAUGAUAAUCAAAAUCUAAGAACUAAAUAAUAAAUGGUAUACUUCGGGUGAGUAAAGUUGAAUGACAAGUAAUUUAUAACUCCAAAGGUUUCCUAUUUUUAUUUUAAUCGCAAAGUACCUACGUCCGAAAUCCUAAGUUCAACGGACCUGCCAUAAACACCACAAAUCAUCAUUAUUAUUGUGUAAAUAUUUCCCUAUUUUUGUUGAUACCAAAAUGUAGUAAAUCAUGUUAUUUCAUGCUGUGACGAGCUCACGAGUUUUAGAAUAAUUUUUAACGUUAAGACUGCUAUUGAAUUUUGAUUGUAAGUUAGAAUAAAAAUUUACAGCGAGUA